AUUUCUCCAUCAGUCCGAGGAGUUCCAGCUUCCUGAAGGGAGGAAGAGGAGGAGGAGGAAGAGUUGAAGGCUGGAAGAACCUGCAGAAAGCAAAGAAAUAUAAACACAUAUGUAAAAAUAUAAAAUAAAAUAUAUAAAAAUAUAUGACACACCAGUGACGUGCUGUCAGGGGAGAGAGCCUCACCUGUCAUCAUGGAAGAAUAAUAUAAGAUAAUUCAUAUUAAUACUUUCAUCCUUUGGUUUGUACUAUGAAGUAUUUAUUUUUUAUUUAGGUUUACCAAUUUUGAUUUUUUUUCUUCAAAAUCACUGAAUUUUCGCAUUUUCCCAUUUAAAUGCUCAGAAGCGAAGCAGGUGAAGUAGCAGCAGUUGAGCCUCAUCUGGAUUGAUCAGCCUCUGGCUAACUGCACUGGCUGCUAUUCAAUGUUCCUCCUGUCUGAACGUCACCAAUAAAAUGGUUAGAAACAUUUAAUAUAUGAACUGAUUUUCCAUCAUUUAGCUUAUGUACAUAAUGUUCAGUGUUUGUUGUCACCAGCUGUGUGUGUAACGUGUUUCUGUGCUGAGCAGCGAUCAGAAACCAGAGAACAGAUUCGAGGUGAGGCAGGCAGUUCUCUGGCCUCAUGGCAGGGGGCGCUCAUGACCCAGACAUUGUGACUCCACAACUGCAGAGUAAGAGACAGAAACAGCGAGCUAGCCGUGGAGCUAGCUAUACAGUAAAUAAGUGAAGCUACACGCCACGAGUCUACGUGUAGCCUGGCCGAUACAGAGCGAGAAAAAGGUGGUUUGAGUUGUACUUCCCCUUUGCUGUGCAGCAUAGCACUAAAAUAAUAAUAUCUAUAUUUCCAAGUUUCAUUGAGUUAACGGAAUGAUUGUACCUGGCAGCGCGGCUAUGGAUGGCGUGUGAAAGCUCAGUCUUUUUGCCUUCAAUGUCCGCAUGUAAACAAUAAAAUGCAGGAAGUUUUAUGAUUUUGAUUCAAUCAGAGCCUCACCGCACGUCACUGUGAGACACAUAUGGAAUACUUUUAAGAAUGUAUUUUAUAUGUAAAAAUUGUAAAUAUUUAUAUGUCUAUACAUACGUAUUAUACAUAACAUUUUCUAUCCUAUUUGUACAGCUGUUUGAACAGUUUGUCCUACGGCUCUUGAACGCACCAUCUCAAACUCGUCGCUAUGGCAACUCCUAACAAGCGGCAUCGUCAGCUUAGCGGUUUUUUGUCUUCGUUUAGGUUUAUUAGAAAUAACUUGGAUAAAGCUGGAGCCCGUGGUAGUGCAGCAGCCUCCCGGAGGAAGAGGAGGCCCGGAGGAGGACGAAGGAGCAGAGUGGAGCGAAAAGUCUCAGGUUCCAUUGAAGGUGCUGCAUGCUCACGGCGAUGACGUCACCGCAGCCCGGUUCUGCUGCGGCGACCGCGGCGUCCUGAGCUGCUCGUUGGACGGCAGCGCCAUCCUCUGGGAUGUGGAGAGCGGCCGGCCUCUGAGGCUGUUUGCUGGAGUUCACAGCAGAAACAUCACUGAGUGUGCUCUGAUCCCCACCAGCAACAGGAUGGUGACGGUGUCCUGGGACAGGAAGAUGGUGGCCUGGGACCUGGAGACGGGACGUGUCCUGUGGGAGACGGAGAUGGACGGCCUGCUGACGUCUUGCAGCUGCUCGUCUGACGGCCGGCUGCUGGUCUGCGCCGCCGAGCCUCAGGACGCCGUCUACGUCUGCGGCGCCUCCGGUGGCCAGAUGUUGCAUCGCAUCAGCAACCACCACCGCUGCACCAUCACACGGGUCCGCUUCGACCCUCCGGACCAGCGGGUGGCAUCGGUGUCCGCAGACCGGACCAUCAAGCUGUGGGACCUGCAGGCCAAGAGGACGACCAUGUCUAUCAACAGUAACCAUAGCAACGUGGUUUCCAGCUGCUGCUUCAACGGCAACGGGCACUUCCUGUGCACGGCAUCAUGGGAUAAGACGCUGAAGCUGUGGGACCUGCAGGGGGGGCAGUUCCGGUCCCGGGGCGGCACGGCGUUGCAGCGCGGCCAUGAGGGCAGCGUGAGCUGCUGCGUCCUGUCUGCUGACGGUGACCUGCUGGUGUCCGGCUCCUAUGACCGGACCGUGGCGCUGUGGGAUCCGUCCUCGCUCUGCCGGACUCUGGUUCUGAGGGGCCACUCUGAUUGGGUGACGGACGUGUCUCUCAGCGCUGACAGGAAGCUGGUUGUCUCUUCUUCCAAGGACGGCAGCGUCCGGCUGUGGGACGUGCAGAACAUGGAGCAGAUCCCCGAGGUGAUGCAGAUCAAAAGCGGAGAGGGAACCGGGGUCCAGAUCCUGAAGUGUGAAGAGUGUGGAAGGCCUUUCCCGGUGUCCAGACUGCUGACCUCUGACCUGCUGACGCGCUGCGUCUUCUGCCGCCUCAAAGCUCCGCCCACGUUCCGCCUCCCGCCGUCGCUGUCUCCCUGCCCGUCUCCUCUGAUUGGUGGAGAGCGCAGUGACGCCUGAUGAGCUCAGGAACAGGGAGCAGAGUGAGCAUCCCAUGUUUGCUGCGUACAAGAUCUUCGGAUGGGUCUGGGGAGGUCACAUGAUGCGUUACCAUGGUUGCGACGCUUCCAGAACCAUGACCCAAUCAAUCCUUUCUCUCUGAACUUUGACCUUUUCAGGUUAAAAUUUUACAUUUUUUCUAAUUUACAUCAUUUUUGUUUAGUUUGUUUCAUUUUAGGUCUGGAAGUGAGAAAACAAAAUUAAUAAAAUCCUUCAAUAAUAUAACUACAGGUUAAUUACCAUGACCAGGGGGCGGGGCUUCCUCUGCACCAGUCCUUGUGAUUGGUCUGAAGGAAACACGCUGUGGUGCCUGGCCAAUCAGACGCCAGCGUCUCAUGAGCGGCAUCAAAGGAAACAGCAAAUGAUGACGUUCUGGUCAUCAGAGUCCGAGUUUAAUUCAUUGCAGCGGCUUUCGCUUUGUUCAAUAAGAUUAUUAAUUUGUAGAUUAUUAAUCUGCAGACUGACUGUGCUGCUUGGUUGAACUUCGUCUCUUCUGUUUUCUCUCAUUUCCAUUUGGGUCAAUAAAUCUACCAUCACCAGGAAACAUUGAA
This is a messenger RNA of Xiphophorus couchianus (Monterrey platyfish), 3057 nucleotides long. Its product is annotated as WD repeat-containing protein 88. The coding region runs from base 1535 to 2467 and encodes 310 amino acids. The record is from RefSeq and is a predicted model, not a curated record. Lineage: Eukaryota; Metazoa; Chordata; Actinopteri; Cyprinodontiformes; Poeciliidae. Gene Ontology annotation, molecular function: protein binding. The transcript is spliced from 11 exons.